CCGCCCAUAAGAUUCAGACGUCCGUGCUGCGCAGCCGGCCUUUGCCGGUGGUGGCGCGACGGGCUGAUCUGACCUGAUCAGCGACCGAGCGGCCGUACAGCAAGCCGGCCCCGACGGCAACGUCACCUCCUACUACCCAGCUCGUAUUUGACGUCGCUCAGACUUGUGCACCGUCGCGUACAUCGUUGCAUCGUGACCUGGGCUUGACGCUGUUGCUUGGAUCCAGACGGGCGCGCGCAUAGCAGACGCGCAGGAGGCGGGGUCGAGGUUCCAGCACCGCCCUCGGCCGAGCAAUACCUACUAGGCAACACCUGCCAGGCAACACCUACCAGGACUACGGAGCGCGACGCAGGAACCCGGAUCAAAGCGAAGCGGAUUAAGCAAUAUAAAUACCAUCCUCACGCGCGACCAUGGAAUACCAACCACGCCCCUACGAGGCCUACGAGGAGCAACCCAUCCCCCACCAGCAGCAGCACCAGCAGCAGCAGCCGCCAAUGCAGCAACACUCGCUCCUCAGCAACGGCGACUUCCUCAAGCGCGUCGAAAUCAUCAAAGCCGACAUCCUCACGCUAACCUCGAACGUGAGCAAAAUCGCCAGCCUGCACCAAUCCGUGCUCGGCGACCCGUACAGCAGCAAAACCGCCGACCUCAACGCGCUCAUCACGCAAACCCAAGUGCUGAACACGAGCAUCAAAGACCAGAUCAAAUUCCUGGAGACGGAUGCCGCGCGCAGCCACGGGAACGCCGUCAAGGACACGCAGGUGAAGCAGCUGAAGAAUUCCUUCCAGCGGCAGCUGCAGGACUACCGUGCCGAGGAGGCGAAUUACGAGCGCCAGUAUCGCGAGCAGAUCAAGCGGCAGUACGAGAUUGUCAAUCCGCAUGCGUCGGAGGCGGAGAAGGAGGAGGCGGCCGAGGCGAAUUGGGGGGACGAGGGCGUGUUUCAGACUGCGUUGCGCUCGAAUCGCUCCGCGACGGCCACGACGGUGUUGGGUGCUGUGCGCGCAAGGCACAACGACAUUCAAAAGAUUGAGACGACGAUCAUCGAGUUGAACCGGCUCAUGGAAGAACUCGCCACGACCAUCAUCCUGCAAGAAGAGCCCGUGCAAGCCAUCGAGCAGCGCACCGACAACGUGCGCACCGACAUGGAGCAGGGCAACACGCAGCUGACGCAGGGCAUCAAGUCGGCGCGCCGUGCGCGCAAACUCAAGUGGUGGUGCCUGGGCAUCACCGUGCUGAUUUGCAUCAUCAUCGCGCUCGUCAUUGGGCUGUAUUUCGGCUUGCAGAAUUCGGGGCACAAGUGAGGGGGUGGUUUGCAGAGGGCGGGCCGUGGACGAUGUGAUGAUGUGGUGGUAAUGUUUUGUAUAUAGCUCCUCGCGCAGGCUCGUUGCGUUUUUGUAUAGAGACCGCUAUUGAUUGAUUGAGUUCUCGCGCUCGCUACGCUGGGAAUGAGAGACAUUGGAGCGAUUCUCAACGAGUGUCACCACGCAGACACCAAAGCUAGGGAAGGAGAAUGAGGGACGACGGCAUCGGCGAAUAGCAUUGACGA
Neohortaea acidophila is the source of this 1546-nucleotide messenger RNA. Its product is annotated as t-SNARE. Gene Ontology annotation, cellular component: endomembrane system; plasma membrane; SNARE complex. The record is from RefSeq and is a predicted model, not a curated record. Gene Ontology annotation, biological process: exocytosis; intracellular protein transport; vesicle fusion. Bases 411 to 1301 code for a protein of 296 amino acids. Gene Ontology annotation, molecular function: SNAP receptor activity; SNARE binding. The transcript has 2 exons. NCBI's taxonomy places the organism in Eukaryota, Fungi, Ascomycota, Dothideomycetes, Mycosphaerellales, Teratosphaeriaceae.